Messenger RNA from Phascolarctos cinereus (koala), 2174 nucleotides. Its product is annotated as trem-like transcript 2 protein. Gene Ontology annotation, cellular component: cell surface. Gene Ontology annotation, molecular function: signaling receptor activity. The record is from RefSeq and is a predicted model, not a curated record. Lineage: Eukaryota; Metazoa; Chordata; Mammalia; Diprotodontia; Phascolarctidae.
UCUUUGCCACUACAAAAAGAACUGUUACAAAUAUUUUUGUACACAAAGGACCUUUUCCUUUUCCUUUGAUCUCUGAGCUCAGUGUUAAAAUCUUGGGCCCAAGAGCUUCCGGAAGGUAUCCAGGCCCCAUCUGAGAAGAAUGAGGGGACAGAACAGACACUCUACUCUGGGUUAUGCUCCUAGAUACUCUGAUGACUCCCUUCAUACCUCCUGGGCCUCCCAUGGUCCACCAGUCUUCCCAAGUAGAACAGUGCAAAGCUAACAGAUGUCAGAAGUUGACCCACAGGGAUGCAGCAAGAAGGCGGAGGCCUCCUAUGAAAUGCUGAGUCAUUUCAGUUGCUGACAGCUGUGGGAUGGAGAUAAGAGUGAGGGUGGCUGAAAAGAGGGUAAUGCAUAUAUUUGUGCAUGGGACUAAGAGGAAGAAGGGGAUGGUACUGAGGAGUGGCUUCUCGGAGGAGAGAUGAGUGAGAGGAAGCAGGAAGCAAGAUGCAGGGUCUUGGAAAGCAGUGUGGGAGACACGAGGAAGAUGACUCCCAGGUAGAGGAUGUGUAUACAAUAGUCCGUCACCGAGAAGGGGAGACACUAUCUGUUCAAUGCUCCUACACUGUCCGUUCUGACCGAUGGGAGGGCAAGGUCUGGUGCAAGGUGAGAAGGAAGAAGUGUGACUCAAGGUUCAGUCGGGGUGCAGGAUUUAGCACCCCCUACAAGCUCCAUGAUGACUCCCAGGCCGGGCUCCUCAUUGUCACCAUGGAGAGACUUCGGCACCAGGACUCUGGGAAAUACUGGUGUAUGAGGAAUAGCUCACGCUCACUAUACCCCGUGAAGGGUAUUCAGCUGGUGGUCUCACGAGCACCUUCAACUGAGAGAAACACCCCACUUAUUACAAAAGAAGCCUCCAUCCAGGAACUAGACCACAUCUUUGGGACUGCUGUCACCACUGACCCAUUCCUCAACAAGAACAAGGACCUGCCCGUAGUUGUUCCUAUCACUACUUCUAUACCUGCCUCAAUGGGUACGAUGCCAGCUGACACAGCUACUCUCCCUACAAUGGCCAGAUCAAUGACCACUGUAUCUAGAGUCACAAUGAGAUUCACACCAGUCACCAGACCCAAAACCACUGCCACACUAAGGAUGACCACAAGAUCCUCAGCAACUAAUGGAUCUCCUUGCAAGGCAAGAUCCACCCAUGUUGCCCCAGUGAUGUUGGUCACAGUCAAGGCCAGAUCUUCCACUACCAUAUCCACCACCAUCAAAUCAUACCCGAAGGAAUUACCUCCUAACAGUUUCCACAACUCCAGCCUCGCUGUUCCCAUGUUGUUGGGAGGAAGUUUCACCAUCCUGAUGUUUUCCGUUGUAUCCUAUGUUCUAUGGAAAAAGAAACGCAUGGGAAUUUAUUAUGUAUAAGACGGUCCAGUUUUAUCCUGGUCCAACAGGCCUGAAGACCUGGAACCCUCAGAAGCAGGCUGAGGUGAUCUGAGACAACCCUGUCCCAGCCACUAUGGAAGGAAGGUCCUCUUCCAGCUGGUCUUCUGGUGCUGGACUCAGUGGAGAGGAAGACGGUUAAUGAAGAGUUGACUUCAGUGUCCAGAGGGAUGAGAAUCCAUCCCUGCUCCCGGAUUCAGAGGAUGGCUGGCUAUUGUAGGAGGAUUUGGUACAAACACAGACGCCAUGAAACAGACUCAGGCUACUCCAGAGAUACCUCUACCUUGGACAGUGACAAGUACAACUCAUGCCUCAAGAAGACAAGACACCCUAAAUCCCAUCCCUCUUCACCGCACCCCUAGUCCCAAGAGUGUGUGUCUUCAAGUUACAUUUGGAUUUCCCCAACCUUGCAGUCUAAACUGGCCUGUUCCCAGCCACCUUCGUGCUUCCCAUCUUCUAUAGGGAAGACAAAGUGGCACCCUAUGUCCCUUAAAGCUAGAGCUCUUCCUCUGCUGAUUAUCUCUAAUUCAUUUUAUAUAUUUGUUUGUAUUUUGCAUGUUAUCUCCCCUUUUAGACUUUCUUGAGAUAAGGAUUAUCUUCUUAUUGGGGAAAAAUUCUUUCCUUUGGGGGAAAAAAAGUAAUUCACAUUAAAAAAAAUAGCUAAAUGUAGUAGACAGAAAGUUGGAUCUGCCUUUAAAUCCCUGCUCUUUCACUUAUUACCAGGUUAAAUUUGGACAAACCUUUUCACCUCU